This is a messenger RNA of Eremothecium sinecaudum, 2928 nucleotides long. It is a transcript of the gene IST2, whose product is annotated as Ist2p. Gene Ontology annotation, molecular function: chloride channel activity. The transcript has a single exon. Lineage: Eukaryota; Fungi; Ascomycota; Saccharomycetes; Saccharomycetales; Saccharomycetaceae. The coding region runs from base 1 to 2928 and encodes 975 amino acids. The record is from RefSeq and is a predicted model, not a curated record. Gene Ontology annotation, cellular component: cortical endoplasmic reticulum. Gene Ontology annotation, biological process: chloride transmembrane transport.
AUGUCAAGUUUAGAUGAACUAGAUGCUAAUUUUGUGCUCGAUGUACAGUAUGACAAGUCGGUAUUCCCCCAGUUGAUCAAAGAGUUAGAAGUAUGCGGAUGCUCCUAUGAGGUUAGGCCAGGUACUUCAGAAAAAAACGUUAGCUUAUUCAUAAGGGAUAACAGCGAUGUUUUACCAUUAAAGGUUGAAAAGUAUCCAAUAGUUAAGAGUGUGAUACCUUUCCGUAAUUUCGAGGAUAAUAAACGUCUAGAACGUUUGGUGGGCAACCUAAAUAAGGAAUUCUUACCAAGUAUUAAUGAAUUGGUUGAAAUUGCUGCUAUAACGAAUAAUCCAGGCAUUGCUCUAUAUUUUGCCUUUCAAAGGAGUUAUACUUUGUGGUUGAUAUCGUUAGGAUUAGUUGGUUUAGCCUUCAGGCUAUUUACAAGGCAUGGUCCCUGGGAGUUCAGCAUGUUUUACUCUAUUGCUGUUUUAGUUUGGGGUAUGGCCUUUGCGGUUGAUUGGAAGUAUCGCAGCGAGCCAUUAUAUUCGAAGAGAUUGGGUUAUAAGACGGCAAUACCUACUAAGGAUUCAAAGAGUGUUUUUGUCAAGAAAUUAUGCUUUAUUCCCAUUGCGAUUAGCUUUACUGCAUGUCUGGUAAGCUUUCAAUUCGUAUGCUUUUUCAUUGAGAUCUACUUCACGCAACUCUAUCAAGGACCAUUCUCAAGUAUCUUGUCGUUAGUGCCUGUAAUAUUGCUUUCAGCAUAUGUUCCGGUGCUUACAAGUAUUUAUAAUAUUUUUGUUAGAUGGUUGGUUAAAUGGGAAAACGGGCCAAAUCCUGAUAAGUCAAAAGCCGAGAAGAGCUUUGUUCUGCUUUUCUUGACCAGUUAUGUUCCACUGCUGAUUACCUUUUUCGUUUACUUGCCUUUGGGGCAUAAACUUAAUCCCAGAUUGGGCUCAAUUGCACACCUUUCUAAACAGUACAGGAUUUCUGUGAUUGACCAGGAUUUUAAGCUUAACACAAGUCGUUACAAGACGCAGUUUUUCUACUUUAUCGUGACCAACCAGAUAAUAGCUUUAUGCGUGGAAAACCUACUGCCUAUUGUCAUGGGGAAGAUCAUGCCUAUAAUUAGUAGGCAAAAUAGCCCAACUUCUGCAUACAACAGGGCCCAGCAGUUAAUCAACGAGAAAUAUCCUAACGACUCUGGCAUAAUUAACAAGGCGAACGCAUAUAAUAAUAGCCCAUGGGGGAAAUUUGAUGUUGAUGCCAAUGUGAGGAAGAUGGUGAUUCAAUUCGGUUAUAUAGUCAUGUUUUCCACUGUCUGGCCCAUUGCUCCAUUAAUAUGCAUUAUUCUUAAUAUUAUCAUUUCUAAGUGUGACAUGUGGAGAGCGUUGACUAAGCAUACGCCGUCUCUUAACAAAUAUGCCACUGCAGCAAUGAAGGGGUUCGAACCUAUAACAUUAUCUCCAUGGAACGUGGUUCUUGAGUUUUUGGUCUGGUUUGCCUCUCUUGUUUCUCCAGCGAUUGUCAUAAUGUAUAGGAAUUGCGAUUUACCAGGUGUGGGAUAUGGUACUAUGGCAAGUUCAAGUCAGAACUGGUUCCUCAAAUCCCCAAUUCGUUACGAAUGGAAGUUGAUAUUUAUCUAUGUUAUGAUUGCUGAGCAUCUUGGCUUAUUCUUGCGUUACGCAUUUAGCAUGAUUGCGUCUGCACCGGAUUCAGCUGAUCUCAUAAAUGUUCGCUCAGAAAAGCUAGGCGUAUUGAAAGAACAGGAACCAAUUAAUCGCGGCUCUAUUGACGAGAAAUAUAAUAAUCGGGUUAUCCACGAAACCGAAGAGAUAGUUGGCACACUGAGUGCUAAACCAAAGUCUACACUCCACGCUAAACAUAACACAGGGGCAACAUCUGCUAUUGGGGCCGAGGAUACGAAAACCUUGCAUAUAUCUGGAGCGAAUAAUACUAAUGGCUCUUCUACAGGAACUAUGACGCGCGCUUUUGGUGAAGAUAAUGUCUCUGGAAACGUUCAUCCCGUACCAGCACCAAUACCUGUAAUGAAACAAGCUCCAAAAACUGCCCUCCCACCAAUACAUACUGCAUCAGAAAUGCAUAACACUGGUCCAACGGUUGCUGCAAUUGCACAUAAGAAUACUGACAGAAUUAAUAGUACGAAAGAAACUGCAAUGCCGCAUACCAUACCCUCACCAACCAACGAUGAACCCGCAUAUACGGGUGGAACAAUUACUGAAAGUAACACACCAGUUUUAAUGAGCCAAUCUGAUGCUGGUGCUACAUUACCUGAAUAUAUUCCGACUUCCAAGAAUUAUAAUGAGAGACAAGGUCAUAUGAAGAACAACUCAAGUGGUACGGAUUCUACUACACAAUAUAGCGCUGAUGUCAAUCUCAUAAGUCCAGGCGAGGAUGCACGAGAAAUAACUGACAAUACUAACUAUGCGCCAAAUCUUUCUCCUGAGGAUACUUACGUUGUACUAGAAGAUCAGAAUACGCCCUCAGUGGCUGGAAAUAAAACGCGACCAGAUGUUCUCCAAAUUAAAACUCUACCACAUAAUGAGGCUCAAUUCCAACGUAUAAGACCCGAAAAUGAGAUCCCAGAGACUCCAAUAAAAGUUAAAAGACUUGUAGUAGAGCCUCCAAGCGAGCCACCUACUAGUGUUACCCAGGGUCUAUCAUAUUCGCAAGAGUCAGUUGAUGAGGUCUUAAGCCCCCAUGAAGAGGCCCAGAUACCAUACGCAGUACCAGUCGUUUUGCCUAAAGAUAAAGAAAUUAGAAAAACUAGCUCGACAGAGCUAACAAGAACAAAUACAAAGAAGUCCAGCUCUAUCAAAAAUAUAACAAAAUUCAUUAGCACACCUAUGAAAAAGGAUUCUGAACAUUCAUCUUCGAAAUCUAAACAUAGCCUAAAAUCUCCACUAAGCAAGCUAAAAAAGAAGUUUUGA